UCAUUUGAAUAAUCUGAAGUGAGUUUCUUAAAAUGUUCGUAACAACUAUCUGGAUCAGGUAGAAUGUCUAUAUUAUUAUCUGAUAAUUGCAGUUGUUUUAUUAGAUACCAACAUUUUUGUUGAUCACCAUUUAUAUGAUUUUCAAUUUGUGAUAUUAUAUUUUGUUUAUAUUGACGAGCUUUAUAUUUACAUAGGCGUUUAUAUGCUUUUUUUGCGGAGUAAAACCUUUCAAGAAAUAUUCUGUUAUUGGGAUAUUCUUGCAUGUUUUUACAAGCAGUAAGUGCAGAAAAUUUGUAUUCUUUGCAUGCCUGAUCAAACCAUUUCCGCUUACGUUUAGGUUUAUUUGAAGAUUUAACCAAAGUCAUGGACUUUAGGCUUAUGGUGGAAAGAACUACCUUCAUAUCAGCUUCUGCUUUAUUAACACCUUCCUUAUCAUUGCUAUAGUUAUUCAUUAUAAAGGAUUUUAGAAGAGAAUCAACAUCUGGACAUUGAAUAGAACAUAUAGCCUUUGCUUGACUUUCUUCAGUCCACUUAAAUCUACCUGGUAUGACGUUGUUAAAGCUGAAUGUCAUAUUGGCAGUCACUGUGGUGAUAUUUUCCACCAGUCACACCGCUGCUAAUAAAGAUGUCAAAUUAGCACUGUCUGGUUCAGCACCAUAUGGAAUACUGAAUCAACAUUUUGUCUUCACUUGCACCGUGUCAAAUGCAGCUGCUGCCGACCAGUAUUUUGUGUAUUUGCGCUGUUCUAAGACGGUAUAUAAAUAUCAUUGUAUAUGGCAGGUCGGUGAUGAGUGCAGACAAAGUCCAACUUUUAUGCCAGCUUGGAUACGUGAUCGGUACUAUAGUGUUUGUGGAUAUGGCAUAAAGAAACCCAAGUCGAAUGUGAGGAAAUAUCAGUUCGUUAUAAAAUCAGUAACGAAAAUGGACAGAAAUCAGUGGUGGUGUGAGAUGCAAGGUCUGACGUAUAAAAAGAACAGCAACACAAUCAUUCUGACAGUACACCCUUUCAAAGUAGCACUGUCAGCUUCAGCACCAUAUGGAAUACUGAAUCAACGUUUUGUCUUCACUUGCACUGUGUCAAAUGCAGCUACUGUCGACAAUUAUUUUGUAAAUUUGCGCCGUUCUAACUCAGGAUAUAAAUAUCACCGUAUAUGGCAGACUGGUGAUGAGUGCAGACAAAGUCCAACUAUUAUGCCAACUUGGAUACAUGAUCGGUACUAUAGUGUUUGUGGAUAUGGCACAAAGAAACCCAAGUCGAAUGUGAGGAAAUAUCAGUUCGUUAUAAAAUCAGUAACGAAAAUGGACAGAAAUCAGUGGUGGUGUUUGCUGAAUAUUAGUGAUAUAUAUCAUGAAGCUGACAGCAACACAAUCAAUCUCACAGUACAAUUUCUCAAGGUGUCCUUGCGCAUGACGUCCUCAGCACCUGUGCUGGGUAAACCGCUGACCCUGAUCUGUGAGGUGGAAAACACUAUCAAUCUCAACGCUACAGUCCAGUUCAUUAAGAGGAAAUUUAAAAAGGCGAGUGUUGUCGGCAUACUGCAUCAGGAACACUCGAAGUGCUCACAAAUCGGAGACACAACCAGAGGUUAUAACCCCAAGUGUGGGAUAGCAACAAACCGAGCCAACUCUAACAUUAAAUUGUACGUUAUGGAGAUAGCCCGAGUAUCAUCUCAUGAUAGCACAGAGUGGAUUUGUUCCAUAAAAACCCCAGACACUGACCAGUACAUCAAUAACUCGCUAAUAUUUCGUCUGACAUUAUGGCAAGAUCUCACUGCGUCCCUUUCUACGAGACCCCAUCAACCUGUGUAUAAGAACAUGUUUAUUCUGACCUGUAAACUGACAAACGCUGCUGUUAUUAAAGCUACAAUUCAGUUCAGGAAAAAUACCAGUGCAGCUCUUAAUCUUAUAGGAACGCUGUACCAGCAUUAUGACAAAUGUAAGAUAUCCAAGGACACAUUCAGAGGUUAUACGGCCAAGUGUGGAAAAGGAACAGACUCCGGCCCCUCGGACACUAAGGUGUAUGUUAUAGAGAUCGCCAAAUUAUCACUUCGUGAUAACGGAGUUUGGUUUUGUUACGUACAAGACGAAGAGAGUAGCAAGUCCGUCACAAGCAGAAGUUUUAAAAUAUGCAGCCCACUUUGUGAUCAUGGCACUCUUCAACAAUAUUCUUGCACAUGUGAUUGUGAAAAACCCUGGAUUGGAGAGGAAUGUGAAAUAUGCAACUUACAAUGUAAACAUGGCAGAGUUCGUAAUGAUACCUGCACAUGUGAUUGUGGGGAAUACUGGACUGGAGAAAACUGUGAAAUACAUGUAUGCAACUUACACUGUGAUCAUGGCAUUCUUCUGCAAGAUUCUUGCACAUGUGUUUGUGAAAAACAUUGGAUUGGAGAGGAAUGUGAAAUAUGCAACAUACAAUGUACACAUGGCAGAGUUCAUAAUGAUACCUGCACAUGUGAUUGUGGGGAAUACUGGACUGGAGAAAACUGUGGUACAGAAAUUAAGAAAAGUGACCGUAAUGGACCUACUUCAGCAAUUAAGGUUCCAGAGCGUAUUACUGAUGGUCCUUCUUGGAGUUAUUAUAGCAGCUGUCGUGCUUUCUGUGCUAUUAGUUGCAUCUGUUGCAUCCACGUGGAUAUUUCUCAAGAAGAAACGUUAAAAUCAGAAAACUCAAGAUCGCCAGAAAUCAAUAUUUGAUGGAUCUUUACAAAGUGGAAUUCACAACCCUGCCUUCUCAAGUGAAGUAAAAUAGUACCCCAGUACGAAAGACAAAAGGACAAGCCACCAACAAUUUAACAGUGUCUGACUUUUCGUACGGAAACAAGCUUAGAUUAGAUUAAGAUAUUUAACAAUUUCUCCUCUUUUUUUUCUGUAUCGUAUUCAAUGCUCAAUGCUAUAUAGUGAAAAGAAUGACAAUUUCCAUUUGGCCAUCAGAUUGAAGUCAUGCAUCAUAACAUUUUCACUUGUACUUUGACUGUGUUCACAAACAUCAUUCUAGUAUAUCAUAGGAAUAUUCUAUGAUACAUUUGACCUGUGGCAAUUUGUAUCUGAACGAAGUUCGAGCCCUGUCACCAGUGUGUUUUAGAAUUAAAUUAAUGUGGUGAAA
Molecule: messenger RNA, 3103 nt
Organism: Gigantopelta aegis
Lineage: Eukaryota; Metazoa; Mollusca; Gastropoda; Neomphalida; Peltospiridae
Exons: 13
Coding region: 547-2694 (715 amino acids)
Molecular function (GO): Notch binding
Source: RefSeq, a predicted model, not a curated record